AAGUCGCGAAAAAAUGCCUAGGCUGUCCUCCUUCAAAAAAAUCAUCUAUUUAGUUUCUCUGUCUAUGAAGGUUAUCUAUAGAGUAUAUAAUCUUAGAGAGUAGUUGUCAAAUUGUUUUGGAAGGUUGAGGUGUUUCCCGAUUAAAGUAAACUCGAAAUGGCCAAACCAAAGAAGGUUUUAGAGGAAGCACGGGAAUUUCAAAACCCCGAACUUGAUUUAUUUGAUAAAGGGAUAACUUCUUUUGAGGAACUUCCUGGAUUAUUAAGCAUGACGAAUAUAACACGGCUGACAUUAAGCCACAACAAAAUUAAAUCUGUACCACCAGGCUUAGCAAAUUUAACAAAUCUAGAAAUAAUAAAUUUUUCCAACAAUUUUAUUGAGGAAUUACCUUUGUCAUUAUCAUCCAUGCCAAAAUUAAGAAUCUUGAAUUUGUCGAUAAAUCGUUUGUAUACUUUACCAAGAGGUUUUGGUGCAUUUCCAGUUUUAGAAGUUUUAGAUUUGACAUACAACAAUUUAAAAGAGGAUGCCUUACCUGGAAAUUUCUUUAUGAUGGAAACACUACGUGCCUUAUAUAUGGGUGAUAAUGAUUUUGAAUACCUUUCACCUGAUAUAAAGAAUCUUAAAAAUUUGCAGAUAUUGGUUCUUCGAGAAAAUGAUCUAAUAGAAUUACCAAGGGAGAUUGGCGAACUUACCAGACUUAGAGAACUCCAUCUUCAAGGAAAUAGACUUACCAUAUUACCUCCUGAAAUAGGUAACCUGGAUAUGUCUUCCAAUAAAUCAGCUUUUAGAUUUGAAGGAAAUGAGUGGGUUGCUCCAAUAGCUGAGCAAUUACAGUUAGGAAUAAGUCAUUUACAAGAUUACUUGAGAAGUGAAACAUACAGAGUAUUAUACAGCAGAUUUGCAACAAACAAACCAACAAUACCUCCACCAUGUGUUGAUAAAGCCAAAAAAAUAUCUCGAAUACGUUAAUUUGAUACAAGAAUACACCUGUGAAGUGCCAUAGAGUUAAUUAUCCAAUUUGUCAAUUGAUAUUAACUGUUAACAUUGUUUUGUGCACAAUGCACCAAAAAUAUUCAAAGUUUUCAUAAAUUUUUUCCAAUAUUUCAAGUUCAAUUUCACAUCUCAUAAUCUGUAUGUACCUUAUACUAUUAAUUAUUUACUGUUGAUAAUGUUUUGGUAAACUUAAUCAAUCUAUAUAAAGCAUAGCUACUCUUCAUGCCAAAACAAAGUGAACAUAAUAUGUACUUAAUGUUUCAUUGAAUAUUAUUGAAGUGCCUGUAACACUGCCUUAACAGUAUAAUGAAGCCUCGUCAACUCAAUAUUCUCAGUUAUACCAACUGAAUAUGAUUUUCCUUCGAUUAACUAAUGAUAAAUGUUUUCUUACUGUAACUACUAAUCUAAUAGACUAAAUCUCAAAAGUACAAAAUUGCCGAUUUAAUAAUGCAUUGAAAUUCUAAUAAUAAGACUCUGACUAGAAGAUAAGUAUUAGUGAUCACUUCUUUUCUGUUUAUAUUUAAUAUCAAACAAAAUUAGUAACAAACGAUAAAUAUAAAAAAAUAUGCACUAAAACUCAUUUACAUUAAAAAUCUUGAGAUUUGAGUUACAGAGUAUUUAUAGUAUUAACAUUAACAAAACAUACUAAAAUAUAUAUUUUUUAAUAUUUUUAUUUUUAAAAGUAAAAUCGUCAUAUAUAUUUGACGCCCAUUAUGUAAGAAUAAUUUUCUUUAUCAAAUUUUUUCAAAGUUUUUUAUCUUUUAUUCAAAAUACUUGUAGCUUCUUUUUCUCUCAAACAUGGGUUUUUGUGGACUUUUUCAUUCAUUUUUUUACAUUAAGCCUUCUUUAUACCAUACUUGAUUCUAUUAGAUACGUUUCAAUGUUAUUGAGUUUAACUUUUUAGUUUAUAUUUCAUUACUAUAAUGAAUCAAAAAAUAUCAGCCAGCCAUUUACAACAUCAUGAGACCAAACAAACAUUCCCCUUUCAUAACGAUAAGUCAGAACCAACUUACAACCUCAGAUAGUAUGGGUUUUGUUGAUUAUACUGGCUUUUUGAAUUCUAGAUGCUAGCUAUUUUUUUCUCUUAUUGACCUUAUUCAAACUGAAAUUGUACCAUUUAAAAUCCCUAUUGAUAAUCUGAACUUAUACAUUACACUGAUUAAGGUGCAAGAAUAUCAAAACUCUUUAUUUUUUUAUUUCUUUAACCACAUAUUAAAAUAUAUUGUUAAAAAAUAAAUUGAAAUGUUUUUAAUGUUAACAUUACACUUGUUUCUUUUGUUCAACUGUUUAUUGAUAUUUAUUUGUAGUGUUACUAAAUGUUAUAUAUUUGUCUUUUAUAUAUUGUACUGAUUAAAUCUCAUAUAUUUUUUACUAAAUUAUAUUAAUAUUUUCAAACUAUCAUUAUUGAAGUUUAUCAUUCCUGAGUCAUGUUACCAGCAGUACUUUAAUCCAAAAUCAUCCAUAAAAACCCAAAACUUUCAAAAUAAGAAUGUAGUAAAAUAAAUAAAACACAGGUUUGCAUCUCGAAACAUAUAUAUAUAUAUAUAAAAACAAAAUAUAAAAUUUUGAGAAAACAACAUUAAGUGUACAAACGUGCAAAAAAAUUAGUUUAGUCUCAACAACAAUUUUUAAAAUUGAAAAAAGCGAUUAUAUAAUGGAAGAUUUGUCAUUGUACUCAUAUUAUGUUAAAUAACAAAAAUUAAAGUGAUUUUUCUUAGUGCUUACGCCAACAAAUGAAAAACCCAAAUAAUCCUGAAUUUUUUACUUAUUUAUAAAAUGGAACUUCAUAAUAAGGAAUCAAUAAUGUAAUCAAAGCCACCAAUUAUCUGUUAAACAAUGAGUUUUUAUGAAUGAGUGAAUACAAAAAACUAUAACCUGUAUUCAAUAUUUAAUUAAUUUGAACUAAUUUAGGUUAAUUAAUAUUUGUUUUGUUAAUUGUUUCUUGAAAGAUUUCCAACAUCGCAUUUUCCCUAUCAACUUUAUAAAUAUGUAAAAAGUUUCAGUAUUUGAUUUUAAUUAAAGCGAGAGAAACAAGAA
Messenger RNA from Diorhabda sublineata, 3030 nucleotides. RefSeq names its product ras suppressor protein 1 (gene ics). The transcript has 6 exons. NCBI's taxonomy places the organism in Eukaryota, Metazoa, Arthropoda, Insecta, Coleoptera, Chrysomelidae. Gene Ontology annotation, molecular function: protein binding. The record is from RefSeq and is a predicted model, not a curated record. The coding region runs from base 157 to 969 and encodes 270 amino acids.